GGCUGCUUGACUAACGGACGCUGGAAUACUACGUGCUCGAGUGCGAUGUGCCUACGAAAGGGCGGAAAAUGUUUCGCAAUCUACGUUACGUCCAGCAGAGAAGUUUACAUACUAGCUUGUACAUUGCUGGCGUACCCAUAUGUGCAGUGUGUAGUAUGUGCUAUCAUCCGUACGUGGAACAGGAGUAAUACGAGAGAACGAGUAGCAGCACGCGCCUACCUAACCUAUUAAAGCCACUGCCACAUACUAAUUGGAUACCUAGGAGAAUAUUGCCAUAGCUGAGCUGUCUAGUGUUGUUUAUAGCAGUGGCACGUGAACCUUAUGGAAGCGUUCGACGAAGACAAGGACAUGGUGAGUCUAAGAGGUUAGGAAAAUCCCCAUAUACCUGGUGUCGUUAGAGUGAAUUUUAUUUUUAGAAAAUUAAAAUCUUGACAUUUUUUAAAAUAUCUUUUAUACGUUGCUCCCCCCGUUGCACUUUCUGUCUCUUCGCGUCUGCCACGUUACGCUACGUUGACGUAGCUUCCGACGAGGACAGAUUUAAUUGUCAGACAGUGCAGCCAACUGUCCUGCUAAUUACCGUAAAAACAAGAAAAUUCUGCCAGCUUCUCUUUUGGCCAGGAUAUUCCAACGGGUUUCCGGACGAUCCUUUUUCAAGUGGAGGAUGAGGACUCGAUCUUGCAAGUGGAAAAACGGGAAAUAAUAAGGAAGCAAGGGGAGCGACAGAGAGAGAAGAUAAUUCUGCCAGGCAGGGACGACUGCAGGCUUUAUAGUCACCACAGCCGAAAGUCUUGAGACGAUACUUAUCACCCAAUCGAACGGGAUUCUUUAGUUUGCAGGUGGAUUUUAUUCCCCUGACGUCACACAGUACAGUCCUUUAAGGACAAUGGAUCCUUUAAGGACCUGGGCGCAUUAUCCGCCAAUAAGAAUUUUCCCUGUUACCUCUCCAGGAUUGAAAUCGAAGUCGCUGACUGAUGGUCGAUUGGAGACAGUCUGGCUUUCGUAAUUGUCGCAAUUAACGACACGCCACAUCUUCGACUUGGGUGCAUCUGCGUAUGGCAAGUAGUAACUACCUGUCGACGUAAUAUCCGGCUGAUCCUUAGCACGUCGUAGAACUAAUGAGCUGUUUACACUUGUUUUUUGAGGUAGAUCCCCAAUGCUCACGAGCAACGACCUGCGCGACUCGCCGAUCAGGUUUUUACUUUUUAGUCGCUUCAUGCCGGUCGCCUUAAGACACGCUCAGAGUUGUACAAGUGGCGAGAGCCUGUAAAAACGUAUCUGUCUAUAUCAGGGAUGGCGCAGGGAGCCUGAACCAAAAAAAAAAGAUGUACCCCCGAACCAUCGAGCCUAACAAAGUGAGUUUGCAGCCGGUGGAUGAAAAGAGAAAAAUAAAAAGAAAUAACGGCUGAACAGGAUAAACCGAAGGAUAUAAGAUGCAGAAGAAGGAGACUCAGGAAUGACAAAAGUAAAGGGCGAAACAGUUGGCACGGAUCCCACUGGGAUGCUGCGUACCGCAAGGGAGCAGGGCACGAAGGCUACUGCAGGGACUGACGCUCAUUUCGCGGGUAAAUCGAGAAAUCCAAAUUCACCGGCGGCCAAAAGGGAAAUUUCAAGAAAAAGAAAAUACAGCAAUGCCGACGACCGUCGCGCUAUUAGAUUCCCUGAUUGGCGCGCGGAUCUGCACGUGCGUGUUUCAGAGUGUCCUCGUCGUGUCUUUUUUCUCUGUUCCCUCAUCAAUGGCACCCUUCGACCAUUCUUCUCGAAGAAAAGAGCCACCGUAAACGAAAUCCAUAGGUCGAUGUGAGAAAUUGAAGCUAAGGACAGGAAAACUCAAUCGUUGCUGAUAUAAUUGAUCCUCGAGGAAACUCUGUGAAAUCCACGAAGACUGUUUCGCCUUUCGAACGUUUCAAUUCAACGUUUCUUAUAUAGUUCAUGGCUGCGUCGUGUCACGAGUGUCUAACCUCUGCGUAUACGGAAGAUGAGAAUUGGCGAGUGCGAAAAAUCGACUGGCAGCUACGGCACGCGAGGACCUCGUCGAUCCUCUUAUACGCCGCGUGCGAUGCACUGAGAGGAAGGACUGUCCGAAGCGGAAGUCGAAGGAGCGGAAGUCGCCUUUUUAGCUGGGAUUUAAAAGUCAAACGAGGACAUGUAUAAGAUCUUGAGACGCGGCACGGGCCGCAUGUUCGUUCUGAGUCUGGUGGUUUUGUCCCUGUUGCUCUGUUUGUAUUACGUGAAUCAGGCGCAGGCGCCGUCGCCGGUAACUGCCGGACUCAUUAACGACGGGUUGAGACAAUUUGAAAAGGGACUGACUUCCGCCCUGUCGGACUACAGUGAAGCGCCGGAUGUUCAAGUCUCCAGCGCGACCUGCCCGGCGACGACUCUCAGAAAAACGGAUAUCGACGCGCAGGAGGAAUUCAAGAAUUUCGAUUUUCAGCCAUCUUGGAUGCGCACUAGAGAAUACUGGGACGACAGCUUCGAGUCGAGAUACGCUGAACUCAGUAAGGAUCCCACGAGGCCGUCGCUCAAGGUUAUUCUCGUACCGCACAGUCACACUGAUCCGGGAUGGCUUAAGACCUUCGAGCAAUACUUCCACAGCUCCACCAGGGGUAUUCUGAACAACAUGGUCACGAAGCUCCAGCAGUUGCCGAACAUGACCUUCAUCUGGAGCGAAGUCUCGUUCUUAUCACUCUGGUGGGAGAGCGCCCACCCGACGAAGAAGGCGGUCGUCAAGAGGCUCGUCAAGGAGGGUCGUCUCGAAAUGACUACGGGAGGCUGGGUAAUGACGGAUGAAGCCACUUCGCAUAUAUACGCCAUGCUGGACCAGCUGAUCGAAGGUCACCAGUGGCUCAAGACUAAUUUGGACGUUACGCCUGAAUCCGGCUGGGCCGUGGAUCCCUUUGGGCACGGGGGAACCAUUCCGUAUUUUCUAAAGGCUUCCGGCGCUUCCGGUACAGUCAUCCAGCGCAUUCAUUACGCCUGGAAGCAGUGGUUUGCCAAAAAGAGAUACGGCGAUUUCGUCUGGCGUCAGCCCUGGGAUCAGAGUGGGUCGGGUGAUAUGCUAACGCACAAUCAACCCUUUGAUAUCUAUAAUAUCAAACAUUCGUGCGGUCCGCAUCCCCACGUCUGCUUGAACUUCGACUUCAGGAAGAUACGCGGCGAGUACACGGAGUACUCCGUCAAGGCGAUGGAUAUAACUGAGCACAACGUUAAGCAGCAGGCUGAACUCCUCCUGCAACAGUACUCGAGAACUGGUUCGCUCUUUCCUCACAACGUGGUGCUGAUGCCUCUCGGGGAUGACUUCAGAUACGAUCACGCCAUUGAGUGGGAUCAGCAGUACACGAACUACAAGAUCCUCUUGGACUACAUAAACAGCAGGAAGGAGGAGUACAAUGCUGAGGUUGCAUUUGGUACGCCGAAGGAUUAUUUUCGUGAGGUAGAAAAACGCGUAGAGAAGUUUCCCACGCUGAAGGGCGACUUCUUCGUCUAUUCCGACAUCUUCAGCGAGGGCAGACCGGCCUACUGGAGUGGAUACUUCACCACCAGGCCGUACAUGAAGAUCCUGGACAGGGAGCUCGAGGCCAAUCUCAGAUCAGCUGAAAUUCUUUACAGCAUAGCGUUAAACGUCGCUAAGCAGUCCAACAUGGAUAUUAAAUUAUACGAGACGUACUUUGAGAAGCUGGUAAAGGCCAGGAGGAACCUGGGUCUGUUUCAGCAUCACGACGCAAUCACGGGAACCUCGAAGGCCUUCGUCAUGAAGGAUUACGCUUUGAAGCUUUUCGAAUCCAUUUCCGACAUGACGAGUCUUCAGAGCUUUGCCAUUCAGUCCUUGGCAGCUACCACAGCCAAGUCGAAUUCGGUCUACGUUCUUCCAGAGUCCGACAGGGACAGCUACGAGAAGCUCCCGAAAAAAAUUCCGAUAUCUGUCAGCCCGCAGGAGACUAAGAAGAUCGUCCUCUUCAAUCCACUUGCUCAGCCUCGCCAGGAAGUAAUAUCCCUGAAGGUGACCACGUACAAGAUCCGGGUACUGGAUCCGCAGAAGAGUCCCAUACCCUAUCAGAUAAUUCCGGUUAUGAACGCCACCAGCAUCACCCACGAGGUCUACGUGAUCCUCUUCAUCGCUGAGCUUAAGCCCCUCUCGAUAGCCACUUACCAUCUUCAGUACGUUGAGAAGGUGCCGAGCGAGGCCAUUUCCACGGUUUACUGCAGCAGAUGUGGCAAGGACACCCUCUUCCCGAUAAAGCCAAUGCAGAUCGGCGACGUGCAGCUGGAGAGCCACAGGAUGAAGCUCCUCUUCGACGGCCAGACGGGGUUUCUGAAGAGAGUGACGAAGAAGUCAUCAGGAAAGAUCAUGCAGUGCGCUAUACAGUUCGCGGCCUACCCCUCGGCACAGUUUCACAGUGGAGCAUACCUCUUCAUGCCGGAUCCCAAUCUGCGUGACAACGACAAGGACGUCCUUGAGGUCUACACGCCCCACCAGAAGAUCUACAUCAUCUCCGGGCCACUCAGCUCCAGGCUGACUGUCGAGUAUGGUCGCUUGCUUACGCACCACGUGGCCAUCUAUCACGCCGAAGGUGGCCUUGCCGAAGCCAUCUACCUCAGGAACAUCGUGGACUUUGAGACCCCGCCGAAGAACCGCGAGACCGAGAUGUUCAUGAGGGUCCAAACGGACAUCCUCAACGGGGAACCCCCGGAAUUCUAUACCGACCUGAACGGACAUCAGAUGAUCAAGCGGACCAAGAUCGAGAGGAUUGGCAUAGAGGGUAAUUACUUUCCCAUAACAACGAUGGCCUACAUCGAGGAUCCGAAUCAGAGGUUGACCCUGAUGGUGAACCACGGCCAGGGUGCUGCCAGUUAUCAGCCAGGCUGGCUGGAGGUGAUGCUGGACAGAAGAACCUUGUACGAUGACUCCAGAGGGAUGGGCGAGGGCCUCCUGGACAAUCGUAAAACGGUCAUGAAGCACUGGCUCCUCCUGGAGGACGUUGGCUCCAUCCGGGACCAAUACUCAAAACCAUCCCUGUUCGCUAAUCAUUUGAGCAACGCAUUAAACUAUCCAGUUAACAUAUUCGUAGUUGACGGCACGGAGUCCGAAGUGAAGUUGUCACCGGAAGUUCGGUUACUUACUCAGAGCUUCCCCUGCGACCUUCACCUUCUCAAUCUCAGGACCAAUCACGAUCAGAAGCUUCCUCAGUUGCCUGUCAAUAGCGCCCUGAUGGUCUUGCACAGGCAAGGCUACAGCUGCGCUGUAGGUGCUGACACUGUCCUGAAGCAUUGUCCGAUCAGUGAUCACAUAGUCCAGGGUACGUCGUUCUUCAGACUCAGCCCGAACGUCACGAAGAUGUCCUUGACGGGAACCAGGAGUCAGAAGCAGCUCAAGGACGGUCUUCAGGACGUCAGUCUUCUGCCAAUGGAAGUUCAAACUUACAGCGUCAACUUUGUGCAGUGAUUAGGACACGAUCAGUCUCAAGACGCUUGAAACGAUGACGGAGUCCGGCUGUCACGUAUCGGCGGUUCGAUUAACGAUCGAACCAUUCCCUCUGCUUUAGGAAAUUGAUUUUAAUCAAACUCGAAUGUCCACGAACUCUGCUGAGAUUCUUGCCGUGUUGCGCCAAUGGUCUCGGGGGUCGACUUACGCAGGUAAAUUCCUCCCCCCCCCCCCCCC
This is a messenger RNA of Cephus cinctus (wheat stem sawfly), 5656 nucleotides long. It is a transcript of the gene alpha-Man-IIb, whose product is annotated as alpha-mannosidase 2. The coding region runs from base 2144 to 5440 and encodes 1098 amino acids. Gene Ontology annotation, biological process: N-glycan processing; mannose metabolic process; protein deglycosylation. The transcript is spliced from 13 exons. The record is from RefSeq and is a predicted model, not a curated record. Gene Ontology annotation, cellular component: Golgi membrane. Gene Ontology annotation, molecular function: alpha-mannosidase activity; carbohydrate binding. Lineage: Eukaryota; Metazoa; Arthropoda; Insecta; Hymenoptera; Cephidae.